This is a messenger RNA of Phodopus roborovskii (desert hamster), 1536 nucleotides long. Its product is annotated as zinc finger protein 419-like. Gene Ontology annotation, molecular function: DNA-binding transcription factor activity; RNA polymerase II cis-regulatory region sequence-specific DNA binding. NCBI's taxonomy places the organism in Eukaryota, Metazoa, Chordata, Mammalia, Rodentia, Cricetidae. Gene Ontology annotation, biological process: regulation of transcription by RNA polymerase II. The record is from RefSeq and is a predicted model, not a curated record.
AUGUCUAUGGACCCAGCUGUCCAGCAGAGUCAGACUUCGGUGGCUGGGCAGGGAGCCCAGGCACAGGUUCCUGUAAGUGCAAAAGCAUCGGCUGACUGUAAAGAGGGUUGUGUGACUUUUAAUGACGUGGCUAUCUACUUCUUGAGGGAGGAAUGGACACUGCUUGAUGGCUCUCAGAAGCGUCUGUACCACCAUGUGAUGAUGGAGGUCUUCGUUCUCAUGUCCUCAUUGGGACUCAUACCUUCAGGGACCCAUGACAUCACUCAGCUAGAGUCUUCAAGAGCUCACUUCAUCCCUGCACUGAGAUUUCUGACUCCAAGAGUUGAGGUUGAAAAGAUACGUUGUGAGAAGAACAUUUCCAGUGAAGAAGGGCUUAAUGUGACCACGCCCCAACAGCAAGAACUGAGCUGUGCUGAGAAAUCCUUACAGAGAAAAGAGAACAGGAUACCAGUUGUGAAGAUCAAGAAAUGCGACCUUGCAGACAAGGGUUUUCAAAGCACAGACAAUGUGAGGGACCCCCAGACUCCCUCAGGUCCUCUUGGGCAUCAUGCGACUCACAGUAAUACAGAGCCACCCCGGAGCACUGAGAGAAAAAAGGCCAUUCACAGUAAGAAGAGAAACUUCAAAUGCUGUGACUGUGGCAAAUCCUUCAGUUGUAAGUCUCUGCUUAUUCGACACCGGAGGAUACACACUGGAGAAAAGCCUUUCAAAUGCACUGAAUGUGAGAAAUCCUUCAUCCAAAAGGCUGACCUGAAUCAACAUGUCAAAGUUCACACUGGGGAGAAGCCUUACAGAUGCAGCGAAUGCGGGAAAGAUUUCAAACACAACCGCUCCCUCGUUGGGCAUCAAAGACUUCACACGGGAGAAAGACCUUAUAAAUGCAGCCAGUGUGGGGAGUCAUAUAUGAACAAAUCCAGCCUUAUACGUCAUAAUCGACUCCAUACUGGAGAAAAGCCUUACAAGUGCAGCGAGUGUGGAAAAUUAUUUAAGGAAAGAUCCAGCCUUGUUUAUCAUGCCCGAGUGCACACUGGAGAAAGGCCCUUUAAGUGCAGCCAGUGUGGGAAGUGUUUUAAAAAAAACUCACACCUCGUGAAACACCGAAAAGUUCACAGCAGAGGAAAACCUUUCAAGUGCAAUGUGUGUGGGAGAUCCUUCACUAUGAGGUUCAGCCUCAUUAGACAUCAGAGAUUUCACACUGCAGCAAAGCAUCAUGAGUGUAAGGACUGUGGGAAAGUGUUUUGCUACAGAACUGGACUUUCUAGACACCGGAAGACUCACGCCGAAAGAAGGAUUGAGUGGCAUGAACAUGGGAGAUAGUUUUUAUCAUCUACUGUAUGCACACAACAGAAUGUUCACUGGACGAACAUCAAGAAUGUUUCAAGUAUGAGGAGCCCUCACCCACACUUCCAUCCUAUUUCACUGGAGAGGCCACAGUACUGGGAUGCAUCACGAGCCCACUGACUCUAGGAAAGCCUUUGAGCAAAUGUCUGCUCUCAUUAGUAUUAUAUGGAAAACCCAGAUAGGUCUGUGAAUGCA